Molecule: messenger RNA, 4628 nt
Organism: Styela clava
Lineage: Eukaryota; Metazoa; Chordata; Ascidiacea; Stolidobranchia; Styelidae
Source: RefSeq, a predicted model, not a curated record
AUAACUCGCUUUCAUUCUUAGAAUAUGGAUCUCAGAUAUUCUUAGCGGUCGUCAAUGAUUUUAACAGCCAGGAACCGAAAAUUAUGAGACAAGACUCACCUACACUUAUAAGCAAUUCCCUAUGGCUAAAUGAUCCAACUUUCUUGAAAAUCAUUGAAUACAAAGACAAGUUUACGUUUUUCUUUCGUGAAGUGGCACAGGAAGGCGAAGUGGAAUAUGACGACAAAGAAAAGGUUACUCUUGCGAGAGUAGCUCAAGUUUGUAAAAAUGAUCCUGGUGGAGUGAAUAUUCUUGCUCAACAGUGGACGUCGUUUCUCAAAGCUCGUCUUCAUUGUGGAUAUCCUAAACGUCAACAUCUUCAAUUCAGUAACAUGACGUCAGUUACAGACAUUGUCUCGGUAUCUGAUGAAUCCGGUGAAGAACUAGAUGUCGUGUUCGCAACUUUCACUACACCGUGGGAUUGGCAAGAUGCGUCACUAUCUGCUGUGUGUGCUUUCUCCAUGAAAGAUAUCAUCAAAGUUUUUGAAGAGGGAUCAUUUGCAGGAGAAUACGAACUCACUGCACAACAAGAUGUUGCAUCAUCUCCUGGAGUUACUGCAACACCAGUACUCAAUAGAGCUAAUACAAUAAAAAGAUCAUACCCAAUUCCUUCCGAAAAAGAACCAGUGCCGAGACCAGGAGGAUGUUCAAAAACCCACUCACCGAACACAUUAUACUUUGCAAAAAUUCAUCCAUCCAUGUACGAUGUCAUAGAACCUUAUGGAUCUGCACCUCUCUUCAUUUCAUACACUAAUGUGAGGGCUACUCAAGUUGCCGCUGACAACAAUGCUGGUGAGAGUGGAAAACUCAUGAUAUAUAUCGGUACUGAGGACGGAAAUGUUUUACGAUUGAGAGGAAUGUUAUCUUCUGGAAAUGCACAACGAGCUUUACUGAUUGAGAGUGUCAAAGUCAGUAACAAAGAAAAGUGUGAACAAAAUGGUUGCGGUGUUCGAUCAUUACAUGUAUCUCGACCACCCGUUGGAAGCACAGAAUCGAAGCCAUCUGCUUUUGUCGCUUUCACGGAUCACAUGGUUCAGUUCCCUCUCGUUCGAUGCAGCAUCUAUAAAUCUAAAGAGUGCUGCUCUGUUGAUCCUGAUUGUGGAUGGAAUGGAUACGAAAAAUGUGUACAGAGAACCGCACAAAAUAAUGAUAGUCUGAUUCCAACAUCAAAGGAUGGUGAAAAAAUACCAGAAACUUGUAAUGCCUUUGACAGAAUUCCAACCGGUGGUGAUGACAAUAAAUCAUUAGCUCAAGCAUCUGCAGGAAAUUUUCUGAUCCUGGCUUUUUUUGGAGGUCUUCUACUCGGUAUCCUCAUCAUGGUGGCAGUCUUCUUCGCUUAUAAACAUUGCUCACAUCGCAGGAGGAAGCACACCAGGGGAUGUUUAUCAGUAACUAUUAACAGCGAACCCAAGAUGAAGAAAGUAAAAAGGAAUGAAAGUAGAAGAAGUGAUGAAAUCAAAGAAAAUGUUGUCGAAGAUCGCGGAUCAAAUUAUAUGGAGAUGACAAAAUCACCACAGCACACAUAUCCUCUUCCACCAAGUCCAUCUUCAUCUGGAGGUGAUCCACAUGAUUAUAAAAAAGCAAGCACCAAAUAUCCAAAAAAACAUAGCAGUCCAAAGUCUCCUAAAGCAAAAGCUCCUCAACCUCCUGAAACAGUUCCAUUAGUCGGAAGUCAACAAAGUUCACCAACUAAAUCACAAACUUCUGAGACAGCGCAAGAUCUGAGAAAAACAGCAAUGCCUGAAAAGGUGACAACACCGCAGCAUAUUUCGCCAGUGAAGGAAAAUCCAAAUUCAAACAACAGCAAUAAUCAUUAUUUUGCCGCAAAUUUUGUACCAACUACUGAACCAAUAGCUCCCCCUUUACCAGUGAAACAAUCUACUAUCAGAAGACAACAGCAACAAGCAGUUCAACCGUCAAUUGAUCCCCAGCCUACACCAAGAAAAGUUACAUUGCCUUCUAGAAAAUACCAAUCUUUUGCUGGAUUUGACCGACCCAAACCACCUGUCCCACAAAAGUCACAUCUUGCACAGGUUUUUGCUGAAAGAAAUCUUCGUCCUCACUCGCUCGCACCUCCAAAAUCAGUUCGAAAAAUUGAAGACAUCUCAAUACCGAAACAAAGUUAUUCAAUGACACCACCGACCUUACGAUCAGAAAAAUCAUAUGGAGGAUUUGAUCAACCUAAUCGAGAAAUCAUUAUACCAAAGCGACGGGAGAGACCACCAUCAUUUCGCUACAACAAUGCAGCACCAAAAGAAGUAAGAAGCCCUGUUCCUGUGGCAGCUCCUGUUGCUCCAGUCAUCAAUACAAGAUCACCAGAUCGUGAUCCGCUGUUGUUUCAAUAUUGAAAGCAAAAGUGAGAAUGAGAUAAGUUUGUUACCGAAAGAUACAGUGGUUGUCAGAGUACUUACAACUUUUAUGAUAUAACAUGGAAUUUCUAGUGUAAAUAAUUAAUAAUUUGAAUGGCCUAUGCCGAGCCAAAAAUGUUUUUGUGGCGAUAUUUUUAAUUGUCAAUAGAUUAUCUGUCUUUUUGACCUUGUUAAAAGUUGAGGUUUCAGUAAAGACUUUAUGGAUUAUUUUCUGCAGUUAUGGGAUACUGUAACAUAGGCUUUAAGUUGGAAAAUCCUAAAUUAUAUUUAAGAAUUUGCACCAAAAAUGUCAGUUUCUUCAAUUUUGGUUUUUCGUUAUUCGUUGUUUUUAUAUGAUUACUAUUUUUUUUAUUCUUUACGUAACAUUUAAUUAGACUUAGAUGGUAAUUUUGUGUUUCAGACAAACCUGUGAUUUGUCAUCUAAGUGAUACAGCUGCAUAACAUGUAUCGAUAUAAAAUUUUGAUUUCAUAGUUCAAUUUCGUUGUGUUAUUAUAUUUUUUUUUAUUCUUAUUUGAUAUAUUUCUUUAUUUUUAUUCAUUUCUGAUAUUAAAACAGCUUCUGUUUGGAAUUUCUAAUGCAGAACAUCAUUUUUUAAAUAAGUUGAUAUUUCCGAACUACUAUUCCAUACUUGAAACUUUCAUAAAUAAUGCUGUUAUUUGAAAUUGUACUAUUUUAAAGAGCGUCAGAAAUGUAAUUUAAUUUUCACCUUCUUUUGCGCUAUUUCCACGCUACAUCUAAAACACUUUUUUGAUCUAUAAAUAUGUGAUUUAUGCUGAAAAUAAAUUUAGAUACAAUUUCUAACAACGAACUAUGCAUGAUCACUGCCUUGGUACGAUAAGUAUCUUUUAUGCAUGAUUAUAAAAAUGGCACGCUACAAAUCAUAAGAUUAUGGUAUUAACAAUAUAAAUAAAAUAUUUUUUAGAUGUCUUCAACUGCACCAGCUAAUAAAAAAUAUACUUAGGUAUACUAUAAUAUUAUAAGAAAUAUACAAGAGAUAAUUCUUUCAUAUUUUGUAUGAUGAAUAUGAUAAUGUGUUGCAACGAUACAUGACAAAUUCUGUACAUUUUAUUCAUAUUUUUUAAUGCUGAAGAAGGCGUUGAGGGAUGUGAAGUAUGAGACAGAAACCAUCAAAAAAUUUGGCAAAAUUUUGAUUACUGCAAAUUAAAUCCAGUUUUUCACUUAUAUAUUUAUGGGAAAUGACUACUAUGUAUCCAAUACAAGUUGAUCUUCGAUUCCACAGCUUUUCUUUUUAUAUAUCAUUGUCAGGAUGUUAAUAAAAUUUAUGUUCUCGUAAAUUUUACAGUAAGCUAACUGUGUCUCAAACAUCACAAACAUUUCUUCAGUAUCUCACAAGUUCUGCUUUGUAGUUUUUGCUUUUAAUGUAUAAUGUUGGCAUAUUGUUGUCAAUUCAGUAGCAUAAAUGUUCCAUAUAGUGACAAUCUAUAUCAUGUAUCGAUACAUGAAUUAACGCACAAAUGUAAAUGUAAUCGCACUGUAAUUGGAAUUUUCGAUAGGUUUUAUAUAAUAUAUGGUUCUGAUUUGGGAUGGACAAAACAGAAUAUUUCGCUAUAAUUGAAUAAAACAAAAAGUUUCUGAAUAUUUGCGAAAAUACUAUAUCCCCGAUAGAUUUGAAGAUUAGGCAAAGAAAUCACACAAAUGGAGUGAAUUCAUAAUCAAUUAAUAACUAACAUAAUUACUGUAUAUAGACAAAUUUCUAAAUCCAAUAGUUGUGUAUGAAUGUUCAAUAUAGCAACUUGUUUUUUUUGACAUCCACAGAUCCAGGAUAAUAAAAUAAUAUGGUAUUGAGGCAAGUUCAAUCUUUCAAAGAACAAUGCAUGUGUGAUGCUUCAUUACAAUGAUUAAAAUUAAAUUUUCCGCAUAUAUAUCGUGAGCUUUAUAAUAGCAUCUUUGGAGUACUCUCUUUGGAGUACUUCCACUCACUCUCUGCUCAACCAGGCACGAGAUGUGGUAGGAUUUUAAUUUGCUACGAAUCAUUAAUUAGUAUCAAUAUUAAUACUUUUCUAAUGGGUAUAGUGUCGUGGAAAGUGUUUCAUCAACAUACUUUUUUUUAUCAAAUUAUAUCGCAAGCCAUCAUUAUAGUUCAACCAUGAUUAACUUUCAAUUCAUGAUGCUAUGUGUCGUGGUGUAUUUAAUCAAAGUUAUUUUUAUGUAAUCCUUUUUUGUUGAUUCUUUAAUUAAAAUGCUUCUUGCAAAAUUAA